AGAGAGAGAGACGUGCCUGCAGUCACAGGGUUUAUUUAACACGUAGCCACCAACCCACCCAGCUCUCACACACAUCGCGCGGGGCGUGGAGCUUCCCUCCGCAUACUAACGAGCCCCGACCUCAGGGUGACAGCACUCUAAACUGAGACCAGCUUCAGCAGGAUCACACAGGAGGAGGCGUGCUACUGCUUUUUCUCUUUUGUUAUUCUUGACUUUGUUUUUGUUUUAAGGCGCGAGCGCUUUUCAGGUUUUGCUUUUUCGCUCGUCAAUAAAGCGACAUGGAGCGGAUUACAAGUGCGCAACCACCUCCUUAUGUUCCGAAACACGCACCAAUGGACAUACCUGACAUGCGCCGACUAGAGUAUCCUAUUUAUAUGUGCAAAAGCAGGAGGGGUGUGAAGGGCAGAGAUGAAUGCAAGGAGACUUACAAGUUGCCACACAGACUGAUCGAAAAGAAGAGACGGGACAGAAUAAAUGAAUGCAUUGCCCAGUUGAAGGACCUGUUGCCAGAACAUCUUAAGCUUACAACGCUGGGUCACCUGGAGAAAGCCGUGGUGCUGGAACUCACACUGAAGCAUGUGAAAACUCUGAGCGCCGUGCUGGAGCAACAGCAGCAGAAAAUAAUGGCGCUCCAGAAAGACCUGCAGAUCGGUGAUAACGUGGGAGACGGUGCCGAGACCAGCGAGGAGAUGUUCCGCUCUGGCUUUCACCUCUGUGCCAGAGAAGUCCUCCAUUACCUGGCGAGUCAAGAGACCACCAGGGAUCUGACCCCCUCACACGUCAUCAGUCACAUCCAGAAGGUGGCGGCUGAAGUUCUCCACAACGGAAGCAGCCCUCAACCCGACAGGUCCUCCGCCCGAGAGUCUGAUGAGGCAAAGAGGCCAGUCGGGGAGCCGUCGGCGUCGCCCGAGGCCCCGGCUAGGAACUGCGUCCCGGUCAUCCAACGGACUUUCCACCACGGGACGGGGGAGCAGAGUGGCAGCGAUACGGACACUGACAGCGGCUACGGGGGAGAACACGACAAGCCUAAAGCCCAGUGGUCGGAAAACGAGAGGGAGGGCGAGACAAAGCCUCCCGCGUCGGAGCGGAUGGUCGGUGUCGUCAAGCAGGAGGGCGACCAGCCCCGGGCAAAGAGGUUAAGAGUGGACUCGGAGGAUGAGAUGCUCUCCUUUCACCCAGCGGGAGCUCCGGGCAGUUAUGUAAACGUCUCCCCCAACCAGCCCCCUUUUUGCCUCCCCUUCUACCUCAUCCCCCCAUCGACGGCGGCAGCUGCAGCAUACCUCCCGAUGCUGGAAAAAUGCUGGUACCCCGGCGGCAUGCCCAUCAUGUACCCGGGCCUGCCCUCGGAGCCGUUGCCCUCGUCUUUGUUGAUGUCUCCGAGGGCGGGGUCUCCGGUGGCCCACCGCAUCCCAAUGGAUUCCCCCACUCUCCACAAAGCUUUAAGGCAGGUCUCUCCUUUGAACUUGGAAGCCAAAGACUGAGCAGAUGGUUCACCUAUCAGCUUUGCCCCACUGAAUGUUGAACCAUAGGGUACAGUGUUGACCCUCCUUGGAAACUCGGCCCCUCAGAGCAGAACCCUUUAAGGUCAACAUUGUCAGACAUUGACCCUCGGACUAUUUUUGAGGCUCAUAUUAAAGACUCUGUACAACCCCUUCAACACUGUGAAGACGGCCAUCUUAAAGAGCGCACAAGAGAUUUCAAAGGUUUAUACUUUUUUUUUGACUCCAGAAAUGAUGAAUGUCAGAGGAAACCCCAGAAUGUACGCCAUAUUCCUCCUUUUAUUUCUUGUCCCAAAUCAAUUUGGACCUGUGUUGUUAUUCACCACCCCUGUAAUGAAUGUAAGGAUGUAUAAAGAAGAAAAUAAUAAUAAAAUCUCCUGUGAAUGCUGCUGUAGAUCGGCAAAUGUCAGGUUCUACCCUCAGUGUUUGCCACCCCCAGGGACAGCAACAAGCCAUUUUAACAAAAAAAAAAAAGAAAAACACCCAGCAUGUCUGGGUCCUGACCUCCCAGAUCCAACUUCUCUCACGUCUGUUUGUGCCGCCACUGAAAACGAAUGCAGGAAUUCAUGAAGUACAGAGAAUUCAGGGUGUUGACCCGCCGUAGCCUGUACCAGGUGCAUCACCUAAUCUGUGACUCACGGCUAUUUUUAUUUGAUUACUUUUUUUCUUUCUUUUUUUUUUUUUUUAUCGCAUCCAGAUGGAGCUCCUGUGAAGUAACGUUUUGGUUUUGCUUUUCUCUUUGUACAUCUCUAUUUUUGAUACAAGACCCGCAGAGUGGGGUUUUUUUUGUGUGUGUGUGUGUGUGCGCGCGUGCGGGUGUGUGUAGCUGUCGCAGGAAGGAUGAGGCAGCAAGUUUGUAGACGUGCAUCUGAAGCUCCUGUUCCCGCCUUCUUCACUCGUUUAACCCAAACACCACGAUGACUGGAGUUGCAAACAAAUUCGAUGCUUGUCUUUAGCGAGAGAGCUUGAAUGUAAAGUUCCCAAAAACAUCUAGUUUUGUAUAGAAAGAGGUACUUUAAUUGGUUUUAUUUUGACAUUGUAACAAAAGGCUGUACAUAUUUUGUAUAUAAAGUAUUAUUGAUAUAUAUAUAUAUAUAUAUAUUAAAGUAAUAAUAAAGCUUUUGGUCCUUCUGCGGA
Xiphophorus maculatus (southern platyfish) is the source of this 2636-nucleotide messenger RNA. Its product is annotated as class E basic helix-loop-helix protein 40-like. Gene Ontology annotation, molecular function: DNA-binding transcription factor activity, RNA polymerase II-specific; RNA polymerase II cis-regulatory region sequence-specific DNA binding; protein dimerization activity. NCBI's taxonomy places the organism in Eukaryota, Metazoa, Chordata, Actinopteri, Cyprinodontiformes, Poeciliidae. Gene Ontology annotation, biological process: anterior/posterior pattern specification; regulation of neurogenesis; circadian regulation of gene expression. Gene Ontology annotation, cellular component: nucleus. Bases 279 to 1481 code for a protein of 400 amino acids. The transcript has 5 exons. The record is from RefSeq and is a predicted model, not a curated record.